AUGGAGUUUCAGUAUCAGUAUACUGAGAACUGGGAUACGUUUGGAUCUCAGUGUCGGGAUACGGGAUCUGCGCCAGUUAAGCAGAGGUACCAAGCAAACGCCCGAGAAAGAGAUCGGACUCAAAACAGUGUCAACAUGGCGUUUAAUGCGCUGCGCAUGCUCAUACCAACGGAACCUCCAGAUCGCAAACUCAGCAAAAUUGAAAUACUACGCUUGGCCGGCAGUUACAUUACACAUCUUGACAACCAAUUAUAUACAGGUGACAUGGAACGACCUUGUCUCCGUAAUGACAACUGUGAACACAAGAAUGCCUCUAUGUGUACCUUUUGUUGGUCUACGUUGAAAAAAGAAAGAUCUACCGUGACUUCAAAUAACAAAUUUGUACCAUAUUAA
Molecule: messenger RNA, 393 nt
Organism: Leptosia nina
Lineage: Eukaryota; Metazoa; Arthropoda; Insecta; Lepidoptera; Pieridae
Source: the annotation of a GenBank genome assembly